ACCGCCUCUACUUCAAAGUCCGACGAAGACCUGGUCUGCUGCAUCCCGAAUUUGAUCUUAAUGUACGGAGGUAGCGUCAAGCCGUUGCUGAGCAACACGCUUUUUGAACUUCGACGCGGCCGCCGAUAUGGCAUAGUUGGCCAGAAUGGCGCCGGCAAGACCACUCUGAUGUCAAGGGUUGCUGUGGGUGACCUACCUGGCAUGGAGAAGCUGAAGUGUUACCACCUGGAGCACGAGGGUAUUCUGGACAACAUCGACAGAAAAACCACCUGCAGUCAGUUUGUGAAGCUGAGCCUUGGCUGCAAAACGCCAAGAAAUGCGCGGGCAUUGCCAGCAGUUCCACAGACAAGUAUUUGCACGAUGUUGGCUUCGAUGCGGACAUGUUCAGCAGCUGGAUGCAUUGCUCGGUGGCAGUUUUCGCUGUGCCAUGCGGGUUAG
Molecule: messenger RNA, 438 nt
Organism: Symbiodinium pilosum
Lineage: Eukaryota; Dinophyceae; Suessiales; Symbiodiniaceae
Source: the annotation of a GenBank genome assembly